Molecule: messenger RNA, 3520 nt
Organism: Hipposideros armiger (great roundleaf bat)
Lineage: Eukaryota; Metazoa; Chordata; Mammalia; Chiroptera; Hipposideridae
Gene: MCF2L2
Product: MCF.2 cell line derived transforming sequence-like 2
Exons: 26
Coding region: 1-3240 (1079 amino acids)
Cellular component (GO): cytoplasm
Molecular function (GO): guanyl-nucleotide exchange factor activity
Source: RefSeq, a predicted model, not a curated record
AUGAUCUUGAAGAACAAGAACAAAGUGACAAAAGCUGUUAAAGGAUCUGCUUCAUUGAAGGCAAUGAGACUAACAAAAAUGCGAGACGGGCCUAUAUCAGACAUGGGGAAACUUCUAAUGACCUGGAUUGAAGACCAGACACAGAAACAUGUCCCUCUUAGCACCAUGAUGAUCACGGCCAAAGCUAAAAGUGUGUUUGUAAUGUUGAAAGAAAAGGCUGUAUCUGACUACAAUCUUGAAUUUACUGCUAACUCUGGGUGGUUUAAACGAGUCAAGAAUUUUUAUUCAUUACAUAAUGUGGAAGUGAGUGGUGAGUCUGCAAGUACUGAUGUGAAGGCAGCUGAAGAAUUUUGGAAGCUUGUGGAGGCUGCCAGCAUUGGAUUCAUCAUUGUGAUCGACAGACGGAGGGACAAAUGGAGCUCCGUAAAAGCAUCCUUGACACGAAUAGCUGUAUCAUUUCCAGGAAACUUGCAGCUCAUAUUCAUCCUUCGUCCAUCUUGCUUUAUCCAGAGGACAAUCACUGACAUUGGCAUUAAAUACUAUCGAGAUGAAUUUAAAAUGAAAGUGCCGAUUGUUGUGUUAAAUUCUGUCUCUGACCUUCAUGGCUACAUUGACAAAAGCCAACUGACAGAGGACUUAGGGGGAACUUUGGAAUAUCGCCACAGUCAGUGGAUAAAUCAUCGAACUGCCAUCGAAAACUUUGCCUUGACCUUGAAGACCACUGCCCAGAUGCUUCAGAUGUGUGGGACCUGCUUGGCCACAUCAGAGCUGCCCACAGGCAGGCUGUCCACUGAAGAGCUUCUCGUGUCCCACACGAGGCAGUGGGACACGCUGCAGGAUGAGCUGAAAUUACUUGGAAAGCAAGGGGCCACAUUAUUGUCAUGCAUUCAAGAACCAGCAACCAAAAAUUCCACCAGUAAACUCAAUCCCAAUGAACUUGAGAAUGUAGCUACCAUGGAAAGGUUACUAGGUCAACUGGAUGAAACCAAAAAAGCCUUUAGUCAGUUUUGGUCCAAGCACCACCUGAAGCUUAACCAAUACCUCCAACUACAGCACUUUGAGUACAACUUUUGUGAGAUUAAGCUUGCCCUGGACAACUUGUUGGCAGAACAAGCAGAGUUCACAGACAUUGGAGACAGUGUGAUGUGUGUGGAACAACUUCUUAAGGAACACAAAAAACUGGAAGGAAAAGGCCAGGAGCCCUUGGAAAAAGCCCAGCUGCUUGCAAUGAUGGGGGACCAGCUCACCCAAAGCCACCACUAUGCAGUGGCCUCCAUCAGACCCAAGUGUGCGGAGCUCAGGCACCUCUGCGAUAACUUCAUCAAUGAAAACAAGAGAAAACAUGACAUCUUAGGAAAAUCUUUGGAGUUGCAUAGACAGCUGGACAAGGUCAGCCAGUGGUGUGAAGCGGGAAUCUACCUCUUGGCUUCCCAAGCUGUAGACAAGUGCCAGUCACGAGAGGGGGUUGACGUUGCCUUGAAUGACAUCGAGGCAUUCCUGGGCACAGCCAAGGAGUACCAGUUGCCCAGCCCCAAGGAAUUUUACAACCAAUUUGGGUUGAUGCUCACCCUCGAAGUGAAGGCCAAAGCCCAGAAAGUCCUGCACAAGCUGGGUGAUGUACAGGAAAUAUUUCACAAGAGGCAAAUGAGCCUGAUGAAACUGGCAGCCAGACAGACUCGCCCAGUGCAACCUGUGGCCCCCCAUCCUGAACCCUCCCCAAAAUGGGUGUCAUGGAAGACCAGCCAGCCCUCCGCCUUGGGCCCUCUUCAGAAAACACCUGAGGAUGCUUCUGUGGAGACAGAUGUGAACUCCCUGGAAAAGGAAGAUGACAAGACUAAAUGUGAAGGCAAGAAUGAAGAAAUACUUGAAAGCAGUCUUGAUGGGGAGAACCCUGAGCGGGAGCAGCUAGACCAUCCAGAAAAUCUUUCCCCCAUCAGGCGCAUUAUACACGACUUGCUUGAGACUGAAGAGAUUUAUAUAAAACAGAUUAAGAGCAUAAUUGAUGGAUACAUCACUCCAAUGGAUUUUAUUUGGCUGAAGCACCUGAUUCCAGAUGUUCUUCAAAAUAACAAGGACUUUCUCUUUGGGAAUAUUAAAGAACUUUAUGAAUUUCACAACAGGACUUUUCUAAAAGAAUUGGAAAAGUGCACUGAAAACCCAGAACUUCUGGCACGAUGCUUUCUCAAGAGAAAAGAAGAUCUUCAAAUAUAUUUUAAAUACCAUCAGAAUCUGCCCCGAGCUACAGCAAUCUGGCACGAAUGUCAAGACUGUGCCUACUUUGGGGUAUGCCAGCGCCAAUCGGAUCACAAUCUCCCUCUUUUUAAGUAUCUUAGAGGACCAAGCCAGAGACUUAUAAAAUACCAGACGCUGUUGAAGGAUCUACUGGAUUUGGAGUCUCCUGAGGAUUUGAAGAUAGACCCAGAUGACCUAGAAGGAGGUUCGGUUAAGGUACUGGAUGUUAAAUAUUGUUUGUUUGUUUGUUUUUUAACAAUACCGAGAUCUUUUAUUUUUACAUUUAUGUACGACGACACGCCUGCUGUCCUCUCCUCUCCUCUCCCCACCCAGAGACUGGAUGAUAUUGGAAAACUGGGUAAGCUGUUGAUGCAUGACUCUUUCAACGUCUGGACAGUUCACAAGGAUCGUUAUAAGAUGAAGGAUUUUAUUCGCUUUAAGCCCAGCCAGAGGCACAUCUAUCUAUUUGAAAGGGGGAUGAUGUUCUGUAAGAUACGAAUGGAGCCCAGUGACCAGGGCCCAUCUCCACGUUACAGCUUUAAGAAGUCUAUGAAGUUGAUGACACUUUCAAUUCACCAACUUGAAAGGGGGAGCAACAGAAAGUUUGAAAUUGGCAACCGAAAUGGACUUGAGAAAUACAUCCUGCAGGCAGCUUCAAAAGAAAUCAGAGAUUGUUGGUUUUCAGAAAUAAGUAAAUUAUUACUAGAACAACAAAACAAUAUUGAAGAUAGUUACGAAGAUGAAGACAACAGCAGACAAAUCUCCCCCAAAUCUCUCUGGACUUUUCCAGUUGGACGACACUUACGAAACAUGUUCCUCCAAGCCUGUUCUGGAAGCGGGAGAAAGCACCCAGGAAGGAAAAGAAGGCGGCGAUGGGAAGGACACGUGAAAGUGAGAGAGGAAAGAAAAUACACUGUGGAAGGAGCCAGCUACCAUGUUGAGAAGACACUGAAGGAGCCCUAUGACCCACGUGGCAGGAAGGGAAACCUGUUGCCAGCAGCCAUGUGAAUGAGCCACUUUGAAAGUAGAUUGUCCAGCCCAGUCAAGCCUACAGAGGACUUUAGCUCCAGCUGCUGUAUGACUGAAACCUCAUGAGAGACCCAGAGCCAGAAGAACCCAACUCAGCUGCUUUUGAAUUCAUUACCAGACAAUCACGAGAUUAAUAAAUGUUUGUUGUUUUAAGCUGAUAAGUUUGGGGGUAAUUUGUUAAGCAACAGUAGAUAACAAAUGUAAUAUUAAAUAAUUAAAACUGGUUAAUAAAGCAUUAUACUGACACGAUGGAACUCGA